AUGGGAAUCCCAGAGCGAGGGACCGCCUGUCAGCCUCGUCUAUGCUGGGAUUAUCCCAGAGAAGAGACAGCGUUUUUAUUGGUCUGUGUCUUUUCUCUCUCUCUCUCUCUCUCUCUCUCUCUCUCUCUCUCUCUCUCUCUCUCUCUCUCUCUCUCUCUCUCUCUCUCUCUCUCUCUCUCUCUCUCUCUCUCUCUCUCUCUCUCUCUCUCUCUCUCUCUCUCUCUCUCUCUCUCUACCACUGAGACUUUCAGUCUAAUAACUCAGUGACACAAUCUCUCGCUCUCUUUCUUUCCAUCUCUAUUGCGCUCUCUCGCCACUUUCUUUCUAUUUGUCUUUCCCUCUUUCUCCCUCUCCCUUUCUCUCUCUCUCUUUAUCAAAUUUCUCUCUCUUUUUCGCACACUGUGGCCCCUCUAUCUCUGACAGCUGUGAAGGUCUCACCACUGUCCUUUCUUUUCUUUGUUCAUUUUCCUCCGGCUUAAGUUGUUUUCAUGAAGGACGUUGUGCGACUUUGGCUGGAUACAGAACUUGGUGUUAUUAACAGAGCUCUAUUUUCUGUGAGAUGAAGGACAUCACUAGCCCUUUAAAAGUGAAAAAGCAGGAUAUGGCAGUUUUGACUUUGUUUGUUACUUUUACCAGUAGUCAUUGUCACAUUUGACAUUACAGUAGGUUACAUAAUAUAAGCAUUUACAAAGCCUUUAUAAAUGUUGCAUAAGCAUCUACCAUGUUAAAAUGCAAUUGCUGUUUAUCAACGUAAAGCCAGUGUUGUAGUAUAUUAUGUAAGAGUGUAUUACCACACUAAUAUUAACUUGUCAUAAUUCUCAAUAAACUGUGAAUAUUCUGCAUUAUACACUGUGUACAAAUGAUUAGGAACACCUGCUCUUUUAUGACAUAGACUGACCAGGUGAAUUCAGGUAAAAGCUGUCAUCCCUUAUUGAUGUCCCCUGUUAAAUCCAUUUCAAUCAGUGUAGAUGAAGGGGAGGAGACAGGUUAAAGAAGGAUUUUGAGACAAUUGCGACAUGGAUUGUUUAUGUGUGCCAUUCAGAGGGUGAAUGGGCAAGACAAAAUAUUUAAAUGCCUUUGAAAGGGGUAUGGUAGUAGGUACCAGGCGCACCGGUUUGAGUGUGUCGAAAACUGCAAUGCUGUCGGGUUUUUCACGCUCAACAGUUUCCCGUGUGUAUCAAGAAUGGUCCACUAUCCAAAGAACAUCCAGCCAACUUGACACAACUGUGGGAAGCAUUGGAGUCAACAUGGGCCAGCAUCCCUGUGGAACGCUUUCAGUACUUUGUGGAGUCCAUGCUCAGACGAAUUGAGGCUGUUCUGAGGGCUAAAGGGGGUGCAACUCAAUAUUAGGAAGGUGUACAUUACAUAUUCUGCAUUAUGACAUAAAAUAAGGCAGAAGAAAACCUACCUACCUUCCUAAAAAUACUAGAUCACCUAUAAAGUGUCUCACCCUGGAAUCCCUGACAACCUGACCUACCAAUUAUUACUGAGGCUCAUUUACCAUUCUAUCUCUGAGACAGAAAUCUAUAUCCAGAACCAUUCUGGGGAAAGCAGGGGAUGAGUCCCAAAUGCCACCCUAUUCCAAUAGUGCAAUAUUUUUGACCAGGGCCCAUAGGGUAUCACAAAGGGCUUUGGUCAAAAGUACUGCACUAAAUAGGGAAUAUGAUGCCAUUUGGGGACCCAGGAUUCCUGCCUGCAGAGGAGAAGGUAUGAAUGUGAGUGGACAGAUGGGGAUCCGGUCAGGAAAUGGAGGGGAACUAAGAGAGUGUAUUGAUCCUGUGGCUUAAUUAAACAUGGAGCUGCUUUAUUCUUUACUAAGCAAGACUGUAAGACAUGGCCCACAGUGUGUGGGUGCUACUUUUAUUCAUUAUUUUUAUUGCCCCAUCCUCUUCGGAGGACAAAAGUAACUUUGUUUUAAAUUGUGUUUUUUUACAGCUUGUUUUUUUUACAUAUACAUUUUACCCACAUUUUACAUACAUGGUACUUUGCUACACAGUAUUACACAAUCUACAGAGCUGAGAUUGUUGGACACUUUCUUGUUGGCCUAAAGUUAUAUCCUAUUUUUGACUUUGGUGCAGUUCACUUUCUUUUUGUUCUCUUUUUGAUUCCCUCAGCAUAUUUGCAAUCAAACGCCAACAUUUUCUCCAUCUCCUUAGCUUUCAUACUCUGCUUCCACCGGCCAUUCCACUGAUUUAGAAAUUCAGUCCUCCAGAAAGUGGAGAGCAUUAGCAACACUUUUGCAGUUCUUCACGAUAUCUUUCAAAAAAGCCGUGUUACAAAGGAUUAACUACACAUACUGAGCAGCUCAUGUUAUAGACAGAAGCGUGUUACAUGGCAGAUCAAUCCGAACUCGUCUCUCGGCAUGUCCAGUCCAGCCAAUAUCUCAGCCAAUCAUGGCUAGCGGAAAGGUUCCUGUCUUUUUCCGUGGCUGAACCAACUAGGCUUGUAAUUUAACAAUUGUAUUCGUAUUUACAAAUGGCACACAAGUUUGUUAUUAAGGCACAUGAAAGUUCACAUGUUCCAGAAGGCAUUUCUGCCCAAAAACACAUUUUGGUUAAAAAUAAAUUACGUUCAAAUGCCUCUCCUUUGAAGUAGUGAUGCUCGACAUAGGCCUAGUUUCCUGAAAUGUGUCACAAAUGUUUUUUAUCAAUCAGUAUAUUUUAGUUUAACAAUAAUAUUUGUUGCAAUAUUUAUUCUGUCUUUUCUGGAGGAAAAAUGUAAAUUGUAACCAGCUUUGUAUGGCUUGUUUAAGAAAGGGAGAUACUUUUUACAACGUUUCAUUUUCAAUUAACCAAAAAGGAUGAGCCUUUCUUAGUAAUCUACUGGAGAACCAGUUCGGAUUUCAGUAUAACUUCUGUAUUAAUAAAGCUUUAAGUGAGAGGUUUAAUGCUUUAAUAUUUAAUAAUUUCAGCCCCCCAAACUCAUAUUCAUUAUUUAAAUAGGCACGUUUAAUUUUGUCUGGCUUAGCGUUCCAAAUAAAGUGAAAUAUUUUUUGUAACCAUUAUUAACUAUUUUACACCUGGGGUUGCUAUACAUAACCUUAACCCAUUGUAUAAGAGAUUCACCGAAAUUGAAAUUGUCCAGGAAUUUAUAUAUAAAUUCUAGUUGUACUUUAUCAAAAGCAUUUUCAAAAUCUGCUAUGGAGACCAGGCCUGGUUCCUUUGACAUUUCAUAUUGUUCUAUUGUUUCAAGUAAUUGUCGUAUAUUAUCUCCAAUGUCUCCUCCAUGUAAAAAACAUGUCUGAUCAGGAUGAACAAUAUCUGGUAAAACCUUUUUAAUUCUAUGCACUAUGCAUUUCAUCAGGAUUUUUGCAUCACAACAUUGAAGUGUAAGAGGCCUCCAGUUUUUUAAAUGGAUUGGAUUUUUAUACUUACCACCUGGGUCCUGUUUCAGUAAUAGUGAAAUCAGACCUUCUUGCUGCGUACCCGAUAGUCUACCAUUUUUAUAGGAGUAGUUAAAACAUGCUAAUAGUGGAUCUUUGAUUACAUAACAAAAGUUUUGAUAUACUGGGGUUUUUACAUUUACAUUUUAGUCAUUUAGCAGACGCUUUUUUUCCAGAGCGACUUACAGUUAGUGAGUGCAUACAUUAUUUUUUUAUUCCCGUGGGAAUAAAUUUUUACGGAUGAAAGGUUUGAAUUGCCUCAAGAAGUAGUUCCUCCACUGUAAGUUGGCCUUCACACAGGUCUUUCUGUACAAUUGAUGAUUUUACAUUAUUAUUAUUAGGGAAAAUACAGUUAACAUCAUUCAGUGGAGAUGGAGGAGACUGAAAAGAUAACAUAUGCUUAAAAUAUAAUUUGGUGAAUCGUGGAUGACUCCGUCAUUUGUAACGAGUUUCUGUAAAUUCUUUUUGUAGCAUUUCUAUGAUGGAUAUUCAAGACAAAUGUAGUGAUUUUAUUAUUAUUAUUAUAAUAUCAUCAACACUUUUGAAUGUGUUUGCCCAUGACAGAAGUCCCCUCAGUCCUUUUUCCAAACAACUUCGUCUAUAGACGUAGAGUGAGUUUGCUGUAAACAAUAUAUUUUAUAUUCCUUCUCUUUCAGCCAGGUAAAGAUUGAUCGUGUUUUCUUAUUACAGUGCAUUCGGAAAGUAUUCAGAGCCCUUGACGUUUUCCAUAUUUUGUUACGUUACAGCCUUAUUCUAAAAUUGAUAAAAAAACACAAAUUCUCAUCAAUCUACACACAAUACCCGAUAAUGAAAAAAGCAAAAACAGUUUUUUGACAUUUUUGCAAAUGUAUUAAAAAUAACAAAAACUGAAAUAUUACAUUUACAUAAGUAUUCAGACCCUUUACUCAGUACUUUGUUGAAGCACCUUUGGCACAGCUAUUUUCAGGCCUCUCCAGAGAUGUUUGAUCGGGUUCAAGUCCGGUCUCUGACUGGGACACUCAAGGACAUUCAGAGACUUGUCAAGAAGCCACUCCUGCAUUGUUUUGGCUGUGUGCUUAGGGUUGUUGUCCUGUUGGAAGGUGAACCUUCACCCCAGUCUGAGGUCCUGAGCGCUCUGGAGCAGGUUUUCAUCAAGGAUCUCUCUGUACUUUGCUCUAUUCAUCUUUCCCUCGCUCCUGACUAGUCUCCCAGUCCCUGCCACUGAAAAAGAUCCCCACAGCAUAAUGCUGCCACAACCAUGCUUCACCGUAGAGAUGGUGCCAGGUUUUCUCCAGACGUGACAGUUGGCAUUCAGGCCAAAGAGUUCAAUCUUGGUUUCAUCAAUCCAGAGAAUCUUGUUUUCAUGGUCUGCGUCCUUUAGGUCCCUUUUGGCAAACUCCAAGUGGGCUGUCAUGUGCCUUUUACUGAGGAGUGUCUGGCCACUCUACCAUAAAGGCCUGAUUGGUGGUGUGCUGCAGAGAUGGUUGUCCUUCAGGAUGGUUCUCCCAUCUCCACAGAGGAACUCUGAAGCUCUGUCAGAGUGACCAUCGGUUUCUUUGUCACCUCCCUGACCAAGGCCAUUCUCCCCUGAUUGCUCACUGGAGGAGAUGCUCACCCCGUCCUUUUCCUCCGUGGGAUGAUCAAACACCGCCCUGAACCGAGAGAGGAAGGUGGAGUAGGGAAGUGCCACUGCCUCCCCUUCUUCCCAGACUGCCGUGGCCCAAUCCAGCGCCUUUCCUUUAAGUAGCGAAAUCGCCAGCGCUAUCCUGGCUUGAUCAGAUGGAUAUGCCCCAGGCUGAUGCGCCAGAUAAAGUGAAACCUGUAGCAGGAAGCCGCUACAUUUAGUAGUUUUACCGUCAUAGCGCUCCGGUAUGGCGAGGGUUCCCUCAGAAGUGGGUGAUAGCUUGGGAACAGGUGGAUUGGGUUCACUCGCCGCUCCCUGAGGUGGAACCGGAGCGCUGGGGUGCAGAGAUGAUGAGGUGCAGGUGUGCUGGAGGUGAUUAGGGUGCUUUGGGUUUCCAUUCCUGUGUUUGCAGAGGUGGUGCGCUCAGACCGGUGGCUCAGUAAACCGGCAAAACAGAGCGCCGGAUGGGAGCAAAGGAAGGAGACGUGACACACAUACACACAAUCACAUGACAUCAUAUAGUAGAUACACACUCACAUGCAUUCUCUAAGACACACUCUCUCACAUGUGCACACUCCAUCUCAUUCUCUAUUUCACUCUCUCAAACAUACACACAUCACAUGAAUGCACUCACAUAGGGAGAAUCUCAAUUGAAUACUCCUCACGUCCUCUCUCCUCACCUCCUAAAAACCCAUUGGAUGAGAAAGCCAGAGGUCCCACCCCUCUGACCUUCUCCUCCAAUGGGUUUUGAGAAAGAGGCGAGGAAAGAGGACGCGAGGCGUAUGCAAUUGAUAUUCUCCCAUAGUACACACAUACAGUUGAAGUCGGAAGUUUACAUGCACUUAGGAUGGAGUCAUUAAAACUCGUUUUUCAACAACUCCACAAAUUUCUUGUUAACAAACUAUAGUUUUGGCAAGUCGGUUAGGACAUCUACUUUGUGCAUGACACAAGUAAUUUUUCCAACAAUUGUUUACAGACAUAUUAUUUCACUUAUAAUUCACUGUAUCACAAUUCCAGUGGGUCAGAAGAUUACAUACACUGAGUUGACUUUGCCUUUAAACAGCUUGGGAAAUGCCAGAAAAUUAUGUCAUGGCUUUAGAAGCUUCUGAUAGGCUAAUUGACAUCAUUUGAGUCAAUUGGAGGUGUACCUGUGGAUGUAUUUCAAGGCAUACCUUCAAACCCAGUGCCUCUUUGCUUGACAUCAUGGGAAAAUCUAAAGAAAUCAGCCAAGACCUCAAAAACAAAAUUGUAGACCUCCACAAGUCUGGUUCAUCCUUGGGAGCAAUUUCCAAAUGCCUGAAGGUACCACGUUCAUCUGUACAAACAAUAGUAUGCAAGUAUAAACACCUUGGCACCACACAGCCAUCAUACCCCUCAGGAAGGAGACGGGUUCUGUCUCCUAGAGAUUAACGUACUUUGGUGCGAAAAGUGCAAAUCAAUCCCAGAACAACAGCAAAGGACCUUGUGAAGAUGCUGGAGGAAACAGGUACAAAAGUAUCUAUAUCCACAGUAAAACAAGUCUUAUAUUGACAUAACCUGAAAGGCCGCUCAGCAAGGAAGAAGCCACUGCUCCAAAACCGCCAUAAAAAGCCAGACUACGGUUUGCAACUGCACAUGGGGACAAAGAUCGUACUUUUUGGAGAAAUGUCCUCUGGUCUGAUGAAACAAAAAUGUUGAAGCACGGGGGUGGCAGCAUCAUGCUGCGGGGGUGCUUUGCUGCAAGAGGGACUGGUACACUUCACAAAAUAGAUGGCAUUAUGAGGAAAAAAAAUUAUGUGGAUAUAUUGAAGCAACAUCUCAAGACAUCAGUCAGGAAGUUAAAUGUGUCUUCCAAAUAGACAAUGACCCCAAGCAUACUUCAAAAGUUGUGGCAAAAUGGCUUAAGGACAACAAAGUCAAGGUAUUGGAAUGGCCAUCACAAAGCCCUGACCUCAAUCCUAUAGAAAAUCUGUGGGCAGAACUGACAAAGCGUGUGCGAGCAAGGAGGCCUACAAACCUGACUCAGUUACACCAGCUCUGUCAGGAGGAAUGGGCCAAAAUUCACCCAACUUAUUGUGGGAAGCUUGUGUAAAGCUACCCGAAACGUCUGACCCAAGUUAAACAAUUUAAAGGCAAUGCUACCAAAUAGUAAUUGAGUGUAUGUAAACUUCUGACCCACUGGGAAUAUGAUGAAAGAAAUAAAAGCUGAAAGAAAUCAUUCUCUCUACUAUUAUUCGGACAUUUCACAUUCUUAAAAUAAAGUGGUGAUUGUAACUGACCUAAGACAGGGCAUUUUUACUAGGAUUAAAUGUCAGGAAUUGUGAAAAACUGAGUAUAAAUGUAUUUGGCUAAGGUGUAUGUAAACUUCCGACUUCAACUGUACUCUCACAUACACGCCUACAUCUCCUCCAAAUUCCCAAGAUGCCCUCCCUCUCAAAUUUGCAUGCUCCACAUUAUCUAUCUUUAUACAAUGGGUGGGUCUAAUCCUGGAUGCUGAUUGGUUAAAAUCGCAUUCCAGACGGUGUCUAUUCCGCAAUUUGCCACCGGCUAAAUCUUUGACGUUAUAAUGCCUAUUUACUCUGUUCCAUCUGACUGCGCAAUCCACUGUCUCAUCAGCCCAGCCAGGCAACUUAUAAACUUGAUCUCCACUAUAAAAAGCAUCUAGACAUUAUCUCACAUUUCUUUUAGACAAACAUUUCGUUUUCAACGGUCGAGAUUUGUAUAAACCUUGCUGUCUGUCUCUCCGACAUUUGCAACAUUGUUUCAAUAUUCAAAAUCGAUCUCCUGCUGUCCCAUAGUAAUGACCGUAUCGGGAGUCGGGACGCGACAGACAGGCAAGCAGCGUUUCUCAGCCGGUCGAAAUAAUGAAUCAGUAGGCAUCAUUUUUAUGGAUAUAUACAAAAACAAUUCUAUUGAAAAAAGGUCAAACGAAAGGCAGCUAAUUUGCAGUCUUUCCAGCUUCAGUUUGAAGUGAUUGUGUUACUGUAGCUGUGUUGUUGGCUAGCUCCUCUGAACAACAGUGUCCUGACGAGUGAACACAUUUUCUAUGCUAGGCGAAAUCACGCCUCGUCAGCUCAUAAUAUCAAAAUAUGUCAAUCAUUAUUUUAAUAUAUUGGUAACCCGUUGUAUAAAAGUGAUAUUGAACUCGAAGCUAGUGUUUGGAUGAUAUAUUGGCACGGUUUAACAACACCCAUGUCAAUAUAUCCUCCGUGUUUGCUUCGAGGGCAUUAUCACUAACUGUCACACACACAAGCAUGCACGCACUCUCUCUUUUACACACUCUCCUUCACACACACACACACCUGAGUGGGUUGCUGGUGUUGAGCGUGGGCUCCAUCAUUGUGCCCAUCGGAGGGAGACUGAUGGAGGUUGGCAGACAGGCAUUUAGGGAGGCGUCCGUCUGCUCCUCACGGCGAGGCAGCACAAGCCUCCAUUCAUCUCCAUUACAGCUGUCCACAUGGCAGUGGGCAGGGGACAACUCCACCGAGACAGACAGACAGGGGGGAGGGAGAGAGUGGAGGAGAGACUGUCAUAAACCCUGUUUCACUGCCUAUGACUCCUGUUCCUCCAUCUAAAUGCUGCUGUUGUAGAACAGAAAGGGAGGAGAGAAAGAGAGAGAAAGACAGAGAAAUACAGUGCAUUUGGAAAGUAUUCAGACCCUUUGACUUUUUCCACAUUUUGUUACGUUACAGCCUUAUUCUAAAACUGAUUUAAUUGGUUUUUCCCCCUAAUAAAUCUACACACAAUACCCCAUAAUGACAAAGCAAAAACAGGUUUUUAUAAUUUUUUGCAAAUGUUUAUAAAAAAAAAACGGAAAUAUGACAUUUACAUAAGUAUUCAAACCCUUUACUCAGUACUUUGUUGAAGCACCUUUGGCAGUGAUUACAGCCUUGAGUCUUCUUGGAUAUGAUGCUACAAGCUUGGCACACCUGUAUUUGGGAAGUUUCUCCCAUUCGUCUUUGCAUAUCCUCUCAAGCACUGUCACGUUUGAUGGGGAGCAUCGCUGCACAGCUAUUUUCAGGUCUCUCCAGAGAUGUUCAAUCGGGUUCGAGUCCGGGCUCUGGCUGGGCCACUCAAGGACAUUCAUUCACUUGUCCCGGAGCCACUCCUGCGUUGUCUUGGCUGUGUGCUUAGGGUCGUGUGCUUAAGUUCUGCCCCAGUCUGAGGUCCUGAGCGCUCUGGAGCAGGUUUUCAUCAAGGAUCUCUCUGUACUUUGCUCCGUUCAUCUUUCCCUUGAUCCUGACUAGUCUCCCAGUCCCUGCCGCUGAAAAACAUCCCCACAGCAUGAUGCUGCCACAACCAUGCUUCACCGUAGGGAUGGUGCGAGGUUUCCUCCAGACUUGACACAUGGCAUUCAGGCCAAAGAGUUCAAUCUUGGUUUUAUCAGACCAGAGAAUCUUGUUUCUCAUGGUAUGAGUGUCCUUUAGGUGCCUUUUGGCAAACUCCAAGCUGGCUGUCAUGUGCUUUUUACUGAGGAGUGGCUUCUGUCUGGCCACUCUACCAUAAAGGCCUGAUUGGUGGAGUGCUAAAGAGAUGGUUGUACUUCUGGAAGGUUCUCCCAUUUCCACAGAGGAACUCUGGAGCUCUAUCAGAGUGACCAUCGGGUUCUUGGUCACCUCCCUGACCAAGGCCCUUCUCCUCAGAUUGCUCAGUUUGGCCGGGCAGCCAGCUCUAGGAAGAGUCUUGGUGGUUCCAAACGUCUAGAAUGAUGGAGGCCACUGUGUUCUUGGGGACCUUCAAUGUUGCAGAAAUGUGUUGGUACCCUUCCCCAGAUCUGUGCCUCAACACAAUCUUGUCUCGGCUCUCUACCGACAAUUCCUUUGACCUCAAGGCUUGGUUUUUGCUCUGACAUGCGCUGUCAACUGGUGGAUCUUAUAUAGACAGGUGUGUGCCUUUCCAAAUCAUGUCCAAUCAAUUGGAUUUAAAACAGGUGGACUCCAAUCAAGUUGUAGAAACAUCUCAAGGAUGAUCAAUGGAAACAGGAUGCACCUGAGCUAUUUUAGAAUAAGGUUGUAAUGUAACAAAAUCUGGAAAAAGUCAAGGGUUCUGAAUACUUUCCGAAUGCACUGUAGGUACAAAUAUGAUCGAUAGACAUAGGAUUAUAUUCCUUGUCUACAGAAGGGUGUCCCAAACUCGAUCCUUGGGCCCCCACUUGGUGAACAUUUUUGUAUAUGCCCUAGCACUACACAGCUGAAUAAAAUAACCAAUUUAUUAUCAAGUUUGGAUUAUUUGAAUUAGCUGUGUAGUGUUACGGCAAACCCCAAAACGUGCACCCAGGGUAGAACAGACCAAAAGAACAUGGCAAAAUGCUAAACCAUUUAAGGUUAUAGACUUGUUUCCAGUGCAAUCUGUCCCCUACACAUUUUAAAUUGAUGGGGCUAUAACCACAUAGGAGUUAAAUUGGUACAGCAUUCUAACUCACGGGUGCAACAAAUAUAGCCUCUUACAAGGCACACCUCAAAAUAUGUUAAUUAGCCAGAAACAACAAUACCAUGCACCCACUAGCGGUCAAAAUAUUGUUGGCGCUCUAAAGAUACGGUACGGUACUGCAUUCUCUGGGGUGGAAUUACAGUACCAUUUGAAAUACAGCAAUUAUUUUCUCGCUCACAAAUGUUUCCCACAAUGCACCAUCAUUUACAGUAUCAUGCAGUAAAAUGUUUCAGAGUAUUUUACUGUUGAUAAUACCAAAAAAAAUGUAUAAUUUACAGUUUUCCGUUAUAGUGUAUGUUUGCUGAGUCAAAUACAGUCGUUGACUGCCUUAAGACGGUUUAGGCGCAGAGAAUUUAAUAAUGAAUGUGUGCAUGCCUACCCACGAAGAUGCAGAGACGUUAAGUCUAGUGGUUCAUUAUACCACAAAUAUGCUAAUUAACAUUGGUUUGAUGGGAUUAAUGAACAUCUCAGCGUGAUAAUCUUCUGGGAGAAAGUGUUGACAAAACAGACGCACUAAAUCACUCUAAAUGAUCUGUUUGUGUGGCCCGUUGAUAGCUUGUUACCGCGGUGAUGUGGUUGUUUUCAUCAGCAUCAGCAUUUCCUCUGCGACAAUAAUGACCACUUUGGACGAGGAGGGGGAACUGAAAAAACAAACAAAGAGUAUUUGCUAUGAUAAACGUCCUGAUUAUGCAUCCUUCAGGAAAGCACCCCUGCUCUCCACUCUCCGUCACAGUCAUGUGUUGGCAAUGGGUGGCGAUGGCAAUGCCAGCCCAGAGUGAUGUGUGUGUACCUUUCUGCAUGUGUGUAUGUGUGUGCAAUACCAGCCCAAAGAGGUGUGUGUGUUUGUGCAUGUACGUUCCUGUGUGUUUGUGUGCACGUUCCUGUGUGUACGUUCCUGCAUGCCUGUGUGUGUGUGUGGGUUUGUGUGUGAGUGAAGUAAGGGAUGGGGGAAAUGCUCUUCAAACUGGGCUGUCUUCCAGUCCCUCUGCUUCAUUACAUCCAUAUUUCUCCCUCGGUGGCACCACUGAAACUCUCUAAAUCUCCCCUUAGUUACGUCUAUAAAAGCCUACCGACACAGCCACUGUCUCCUGGCACCAAACGUCUAUCGCCUCCCAAUGUGUCAUUGCUUGUCGGGAAAAAAAAAACACAUUUGAAAGACUUCAUCCGACACCUUCCAUCACAUCAGCGUGGGUGCGUUGAUCUGCUGCGUCGGAAACACUUUGGCUUGGGAGAUGCUGAAAACCGAGUCGAGUGUUUGAGUUGGAAUUACAUCGUAGCAAAUCUUUUAAUGUUGAAAGUCUAUGCUCUAAACUCUUCUAAAAAGUAAAACUAGAAGAGGUAUAGCAAGGCCUCAGAAGUUGGAUCUCCUUCCUCAUAUGACCUUCCUGUCAGACUAACCUUUGACCUAUGAUGCAGUUCCUGUUGAGGCAGGAAGUAACUCAGGCUGCCAUUUUCCUCAACAACAAAAAAAGAUAGAUACGUGCAAGAAAUAUCAUUAAACUCAUUAAUAAUUUUCAGCACAAUUUACUUUGAAACUUUGCUUCAAUGAUCAUGAGGCAAUUAUUAAACCACAGUUUAGAAAACUACAUUCUUGCGUCAUGACUCAACAAAAUUCCACCAGCUAUAACAGCUGAUACUCCUGAGUUAAAACCAGGAGGGGUCGGUGGAGCUGGAGCUACAGUACUUCCAAUCAGCAUAGCCUGGCAUGAUAUUGACCAGUCACAACAGCUACAAGUUAGUGAAAACAGAAAACACUGUGGAGCCAGUGCACUACCAAACUAAAAACCUACCCCCCAAAAUAAAAAAAAUAAAAACAAACACAGGCCUUGAGUACCUAGAGUGCAAUUUGGAGCGAAACCUCUUGGGCACACAAGCAGCGUCAUUACUUAUUAAUCGCUCUCUGCGAUAAGUUUCCCAAGCCAGAGUGUUUCCUUGUGUUCCGACAGUCAUAAUACUCUCUCCUUAUUUACUCCGACAAUCUCCCUGAGAGGCAGUCGUCCCAAGUUUCAAUUAGCCAAAGUAGCAAAUCAUUAAUAACGAGUUGCGAUGAAAACAUCAGAGAGGGGGUCAUCAUGGUAAUAGGAUGGAGACACUCUCCUACUGUAAGUACCAUCAAUCAAACAGAUUGUUUGACAGACACCUUGUAGUACUAUAGUGCGGGUAUUUGAUUGGAUAGAACGUGACAGUCUUUGAGGAGGAAUAGCCUGUUGCCAGUGGUUUAGUUCAUUGACGUGAUGGGAGAAGAGCUGGAGAAGGUAUAGAGAGACAUAGAGGCCCCUUGAGCAAGGUUGAGGAACUGUCUAUGUUGAAUUAUGCAACACCCUUUCUGUAAACCAUUGGUAUGGGAUAAGGCAUCUACUGGAGAUUGUGAUGAAACAUAUGAUGCUCAGAACAUCAGCAUGGUGUGAUGGUAUGUGAGAUACGGUCUUCCAGGCUCUUCUAUUGCCUGAUUAGGUGAAAUAGCUGAGGAUACAGCCAGCCCUUAACAAUUAGGUGGAAACAUAUGUAGGUUUGAACUCGGAUCUUCUGCACCCUAUAAGACUGUGUUAGCCCACUGACCUAAAGCCUAGGCCCCAAGCACGUGAACAUGGUUCACUGAACCACCUCUGAUAUACACACAUAAACAAAUGAACAUAAACUAUAUGUAACUAAAGAUAAAUUAAAAGUUAAACGUGGAAAUAUGAUUUUGGUGUAUACGGAGCAAAACUAAAGCAAAAGUCUUGAUUUAAUGGUAGAGCUUGUCGAAUUGCAGUUGUCGGCUAUGUUGUAGACCACUAUUUCCCCACAAUUUCACUGAUUACUGUAAAAAUAUAUCACACCCGCUCACAAUGUACCACUUUAGAGACAUCUUGUCACUGAUUAAAUUGAUAAAACCAUUACCAUGACAAUAGUGUUUGUCUCUUCUACUUUUGAUAAAGAGCUACUUGUGUAGAGACACUGGCCUUGGUGAAAUGAGCUAGGAUAGGAUAUCAGGUCCAAUUUCACAUAUUGUAUCUGUCUGGGAUUGCUAUGGCAGAAUAACCCUAUCAAACCAUGGAUCAGCUUACUUGUAUAAAGACUGCUUUCGUGCAACAGUUGUGGAGUCAUACACAACACAGUGUAACAAUGUAAUAAAGUGACAUAUAGUAUCUUAAAUAUACUGUGUGAAGACCUAUGGUCUACCAUAAAAAAAGCUGUUUUUAAGCACCCUAUGUAGAUGUUUAUUAGCAGAUAUGAGACUUCUGUUGUGCAUUAUAAUGCAUUAUGCAUAGCUCAUAAGGUGUUAGAAAUGUGCUUAUGAUGCAUUCUGAAGAGAGUAUUCAUAUGAAGUGUUACUCAACUUUCAAGUCUCUUUCCCCCCACCUUCUCGAGAUCGAGAGAGAACGAGAUUCGAGAAGCGAAUAGCGGAGCUUAUGAGGAUCUAGCUCUCUCGAUAUAGAGCUCUAUCGCUCCUCUAUCGUCUCCUAUCUUCUCUCUCUCUAUCUCUCUCUCUCUCUUCUCUCUCUCUCUCCUCUCUCUCUCUCUCUCUCUCUCUCUCACUCUCUCUCUCUUGCUAAGCACUACAGCAGCUCCAUCAGUGUGAACAUAAUUUAGAUUUCCCCUUAGACACAUGGGGGGGGGGCCAUGUCGAGGAGAGAUGAGAGUGUGGGGGGAGAGAGGUUAAAACCAGAGGGUGCCAGCUGGUGUGUAAUCACUGUUUUAACCUCCUUCUUUGUCAUUAAUCUUUGUAAGAGAUUCCAGCACAGGCUCUACCACCCAUGACAGCCCAUUAGCUCGCUACAGUUCAAGGGAGUUCGGGAUGGGAUGGGGGGGGGAGGUGUGGUGGGGGGGAGUUGUAAGGGAGGGUUAAGGGAGACAUUUAGCAAAUUUGAGGACUUUAGUAGUGUAGAGGCAUCUAGCCUUAAGACCAGGCACCACACCCUAAUAGGGAUUUUGUUUUUCCUUUAUCAUAUCACAAUCAACUUUUACCAGUUGAAUGUAGAUACAAAUAUAAUACUUUUUGUAUUAACGUUUUUCUGAGAUAUUGUAUUACAAUAUGCAAAUGAGGCUAAAACACAUUUUUUGGGACACUGGAUUAAGUCAGCCUAAAUAUUUUGGUUUCAUUUUGCUAAGACACUCCAGGACCGGAUUUACUCAGAGCAGAUUGUGGAUAAAUACUUUUUUCAUAUUUCUAUCUGUAAAAUACGUAAAAUACGUAAAAACAUAUCAACAAUUCCCUCUGGGCAAGUCUCGAGAAUAUAUCUAAGGAUAACCACACACAAUUUGGUGAAUGUAUAUGCUUCUGAAGCUGAGGAAAAUGAGUUGGCAUGUGGGAAGAGACUGACUUUUGAGAAAUGACAGUUAAAGACAGGUACACUUCAAACUAAGUUACUACAUACACUGAGUGUACAAAACAUUAACGACACCUUUUGCCCUCAGAACAGCCUCAAUUGGUCGGGGCAUGGACUCUACAAGGUGUCGAAAGCAUUCCACAGUGAUGCUGGUCCAUGCUGACUCCAAUGCUUCCCACGGUUGUGUCAAGUUGGAUGGAUGUCCUUUGGGUGGUGGACCAUUCUUGAUAUACACGGGAAACUGUUGAGCAUGAAAAACCCAGCAGCGUUGCAAUUCUUGACACAAACCGGUGCACCUGGCACCUACUACCAUACCCCAUUCAAAGGCACUUAAAUAUUUUGUCUUGCCCAUUCACCCUCUGAAUGGCACACAUUCACAAUCCAUGUCUCAAUUGUCUCAAUGCUUAAAAGUCCUUCUUUAACCUGUCUGUUCCAUUUCAUCUACACUGAUUGAAGUGGAUUUAACAAGUGACAGCAAUAAGGGAUCAUAGCUUUUAUCUGGAGCAGGUGUUCUUAAUGUUUUGUAUACUCUGUGUAUAGUUCAGUUUGUUACAUUCUGUAUGAAAUGGGCUUUUAAAUGAUGUGUACAUUUUACAAUUAUGGAUGUAAUUUUCAUCAUAGGUACACGUCAACUAUGACAGACAAAAUGAGAAAAAAAAUCCAGAAAAUCACAUUGUAGGAUUUUUUAUGAAUUUAUUUGCAAAUCAUGGUGGGAAAUAAGUAUUUGGUCAAUAACAAAGGUUUCUCAAUACUUUGUUAUAUACCCUUUGUUGGCAAUGACACAGGUCAAACGUUUUCUGUAAGUCUUCACAAGGUUUUCACACACUGUUGCUGGUAUUUUGGCCCAUUCCUCCAUGCAGAUCUCCUCUAGAGCAGUGAUGUUUUGGGGCUGUCGCUGGGCAACACAGACUUUCAACUCCCUUCAAAGAUUAUCUAUGGGGUUGAGAUCUGGAGACUGGCUAGGCCACUCCAGGACCUUGAAAUGCUUCUUACGAAGUCACUCCUUCGUUGCCCGGGCGGUGUGUUUGGGAUCAUUGUCAUGCUGAAAGACCCAGCCACGUUUAAUCUUCAAUGCCCUUGCUGAUGGAAGGAGGUUUUCACUCAAAAUCUCACGAUACAUGGCCCCAUUCAUUCUUUCCUUUACACGGAUCAGUCGUCCUGGUCCCUUUGCAGAAAAACAGCCCCAAAGCAUGAUGUUUCCACCCCCAUGCUUCACAGUACGUAUGGUGUUCUUUGGAUGCAACUCAGCAUUCCUUGUCCUCCAAACACGACGAGUUGAGUUUUUACUAAAAAGUUAUAUUUUGGUUUCAUCUGACCAUAUGACAUUCUCCCAAUCCUCUUCUGGAUCAUCCAAAUGCACUCUAGCAAACUUCAGACGGGCCUGGACAUGUACUGGCUUAAGCAGGGGGACACGUCUGGCACUGCAGGAUUUGAGUCCCUGGCGGCGUAGUGUGUUACUGAUGGUAGGCUUUGUUACUUUGGUCCCAGCUCUCUGCAGGUCAUUCACUAGGUCCCCCCGUGUGGUUCUGGGAUUUUUGCUCACCGUUCUUGUGAUCAUUUUGACCCCACGGGGUGAGAUCUUGCGUGGAGCCCCAGAUCGAGGGAGAUUAUCAGUGGUCUUGUAUGUCUUCCAUUUCCUAAUAAUUGCUCCCACAGUUGAUUUCUUCAAACCAAGCUGCUUACCUAUUACAGAUUCAGUCUUCCCAGCCUGGUGUAGGUCUACAAUUUUGUUUCUGGUGUCCUUUGACAGCUCUUUGGUCUUGGCCAUAGUGGAGUUUGGAGUGUGACUGUUUGAGGUUGUGGACAGGUGUCUUUUAUACUGAUAACAAGUUCAAACAGGUGCCAUUAAUACAGGUAACGAGUGGAGGACAGAGGAGCCUCUUAAAGAAGAAGUUACAGGUCUGUGAGAGCCAGAAAUCUUGCAUGUUUGUAGGUGACCAAAUACUUAUUUUCCACCAUAAUUUGCAAAUAAAUUCAUUAAAAAUCCUACAAUUUGAUUUUCUGGAUUUUUCUUCUCUCAAUUUGUCUAUCAUAGUUGAUGUGUACCUAUGAUGAAAAUUACAGGCCUCUCUCAUCUUUUUAAGUGGGAGAACUUGCACAAUUGGUGGCUUUAUGUCCAUUUUAAAGUAGUUAAAAUGAAUGACAUUUUUAUGACGGUAGUAUGAUAAACUAAAGAAAAUAUACAUUAAUGGACCAAACUACUAACUAAUCAAAAAAUUGACAGGUAGAUGCAAAAAUGUCAUUUCAGCCUGUGGGGCCAUCAGUCAUUUGAACUUCUAGCUCAAACCCAAGUAGGCAUGUCUAUUGGUGGACCAAUGGUACAAUUUGCGCCUGCCUGCCUGCCUGCCUGAGUGAGUUUCACCUAAUGCUAUUGUCAUUUGUUGUGCCAGUUCUCAGUGUAUCUACUGUACCUCCAAAUGUUCUACCAUUAAAGUCCAACUUCUCUCAAAAGUGAUUUGCAUUUCUAUUUGGAGCAACAUCAUUAAGAAGCAGGAACCAUUAACCAGGCAUAAUAAGGACUAGUAUAAAUUCAGAUUUUUUAAAACCUUAUUUUCAAUAUCGAGAGACAGUAAAAUACUGGGAUUUUAAAUAACUUUUUUCUUUCAAAGACGAAAACCUCUGUGUAGCCCUUUACACUCAUACCCGUAUAUGGGUUGAAAAUGGCAGAUUUGGACACUAAUGAGCACCUAAAUUGGAAAGCAGUGGCUGUACAGUAACAUGCUAUACAAUGCAUUCGGAAAGUAUUCAGACCCCUUGACUUUUUCCACAUUUUGUUACGUUACAGCCAUUUUCUGAAAUGGAUGAAAUAGUUUUUUCCCUCAUCAAUCUACACACAAUACCUCAUAAUGACUAAGCAAAAACUGUUUUUUGGAAAUGUUUGUAAAUUUAUUAAAAUUGAAAAAUUGAAAUAUCACAUUAACAUAAGAAUUCAGACAUUCAGUACUUUGUUGAAGCACCUUUGGCAGCGAUUACAGCCUCGAGCCUUCCUGAGUAUGACACUACAAGCUUAACACACCUGUAUUUGGGGAGUUUCUCCCAUUCUUCUCUGCAGAUCCUCUCAAGCUCUGUCAGGUUGUAUAGGGAGCAUUGCUGCACAGCUAUUUUCAGGUCUCUCCAGAGAUGUUUGAUCGGGUUCAAGUCCGGGCUCUGGCUGGGCCACUCAAGGACAUUCAGAGACUUGUCCCGAAGCCACUCCUUUGUUGUCUUGGCUGUGUGGUUAGGGUCGUUGUCCUGUUGGAAGGCGAACCUUCGCCCCAGUCUGAGGUCCUGAGCGCUCUGGAGCAGGUUUUCAUUGAGGAUCUCUCUGUACUUUGCUCCGUUCAUCUUUCCCUCGAUCCUGACUAGUCUCCUAGUCCCUGCCACUGAAAAACAUCCCCACAGCACGAUGCUGCCACCACCAUGCUUCACCGUAGGGAUGGUGCCAGGUUUCCGCUUGGCAGUUCAAUCUUGGUUUCAUCAGACCAGAGAAUCUUGUUUCUCGUGGUCUGAGAGUCCUUUAGGUGCCUUUUGGCAAACUCCAAGCGGGCUGUCAAGUGCCUUUUACUGAGGAGUGGCUUCCAUCUGGCCACUCUACCAUAAAGGACUGAUUGGUGGAGUGCUGCAGACAUGGUUGUCCUUCUGGAAGGUUCUCCCAUUUCACAGAGGAACUGUGGAGCUCUGUUAGAGUGACCAUCGGGUUCUUGGUCACCUCCCUGACCAAGGCCCUUCUCCCCCAAUUGCUCAAUUUGGCCGGGCAGCCAGCUCUCGGAAUAGUCUUGGUGGUUCCAAACUUCUUCCAUUUAAUAAUGAUGGAGGCCACUGUGUUCUUGGGGACCUUCAAUGCUGGAUAUAUUUUUUGGUACCCUUCCCCAGAUCUGUGCCUCAACACAAUCCUGUCUCAGGGCUCUGCGGACAAUUCCUUCGACCUCAUGGCUUGGUUUUUGCUCAGAAAUGCACUGUCAACUGUGGGACCUUAUAUAGACAGGUGUGUGCCUUUCCAAAUCAUGUCCAAUCAAGGUCUGAAUACUUUCUGAAUGCACUUUACAUGACGUCAGAGCACUUUCUCUGUCCUUCACAGCUAUGUAUGGGUUUUGACUGAACUUGAGCACAGCGCAACAAGAAAUUGCCCCAUCCUUCCCGCUAAAUGGGCAACUUUUGCAAAUAUUUUGUUUUCUGAGUGAGGGAAUUUCUGUAAAUUACGAGGACUCUAUUUAUUUUGAAAGAUGAGACGUUGAGGAUUAUAAUCAAUACUGCUUUAAUGUCAUACAAGCAAGUCAAACACCCAUGAGUCCAAAUGUCCACUUCACAUUUCCAUAUCAGAAAACUCAUGUAAUAUACAGUGUCAACUUUUAUGAUGUACAGUUACAAGAUGACAGAAUGAGCCUAUGUUUGUUGUAUUGUGAUGAAAAUUUGGCACGGACCACACAUCUGAAUGUUUUUCCCUGCCGUGGACCACUUAUCAUGACCAAUGUUCCCUCUAAUCUUUUUCGGCAAUGAACCAAUUUCAGGUCUGUUGAGCUCAAACUUGAAUGUUGUGAAAAUGAUGUGUAACUUCCAGCACACAUUUACUGUGAACACUGAGGUUGUACCGCUUUAAGUUACAGUUUUAACAGUGGCCAAGUAGGCUAUUGUGGCUAUUUGAUCACAAUGUAGGGCUACUAGAGUGGCCUACCAUCAAAAACAAUGGAGAAAUGCAUCACAUAACAUUUUAACGUGGAAAUAGCUGAUCUAUCAUUCAGCCAACAGUAGCAGCCAAUGUGUUGUGUUUAAUGUAGGCCUGCAUUCUGUAAGACUUUUAAAAAAAAACAUGCAGGGCUUGACAUUAACUUGUUUAUCCACUUGUCUUUCAGACAAGGUGACUGAAAAUGUUGUUGUGUUGUUUGAUGCAAGAAACCACUUUCUAAAAUAAAAUGCAUUAUUAUUCCCAUACCUUUAUUACAGAGAAUCAGACAGAUUAUGCUACCCUCUGUCUUUUGCCUACUUAGCUUAUUCAAGCCUGUCUCAAAAUACAACACUGGAUAUUAACUAAAUGUGCACACGUGGCUUCAUGCAGCUCUCGCUUUGGUCUCAAAACAAGCACAUCUACGCAAGACGGCUCUUGCUGUAAACAGUCCAGUUUGAAGUAAAUGGCACAAAUCCAUAUAUGGCAAUUGCGUAUUUGCAUGUAGGCCUACUGCUGCUCUGAUUGGUUAUACCGCACUGGUCUUUGUCCUGAGUGUCAAUGCAGUAGAAUCCUACUCCAAUGCAUUCUGCCUACAAAUAAAUCUCUUGCAUAGUUAGUUUUGCAUACUAAGUCUUGCAUAGUUUGUUUUGUUUCGGUCUGUUGAAUUGAAAGUGGCUAAUAUUGCGUUGAUUCGAUCACAAUUGCCACAGUAAAGGGAAAUGUUGAUAGUGUUAACUAACAGGGAAAACUCUAGAAAGUUGAGUGAAGCUUAAUCUUGUACUUCUCUCAGUGGUCUGAGCAGCAGUCCCAGGGAGCUGCAAGGCAGUCUCUCUCAGCGUGCACAUUGCUCAUGACUACAUUGUAUGCUCACCAAAAUGACGAUAUGUGUUUCUGAAUUGCCUUGUGAAAGCCUAACACUGUAAGAUUGUAUUAUAUAAUUUAGCUAGAAAUGUUGGCGAUAGAACAAGCUUUCAAAUUAUUCCCACCUGACCCAAAUUGUGAUUUAUAAUGGACCGUUUUUUUAUUGCGUAAACGACAAAAGUAAUUGUGUAAAGGCAGGGAUGCAGGGCUGUGUUCCAAACAAAACAACUACAAGCGUUGUUGCUCUAGUUCCUCAACGGAGAGCAAAUUUUAUUUUUUACCUCGUAUUUGAUGACUCUUCUUAGAGUCAUGAAAGUGCAUUGAAAUCAUCAAAAUUACUUAGGAACUGUGCACACUUUGGAGAGGUGUGGCCUCUUGGAGACACCAGUGAGACCUCUCACUCAAACCCUUGUCAUAUUUUUUGUCUUAUGUUGCACCUACCCCAAAUUUUCCAAGAAUAUUCUUAUCAUGUUACUGAAUGUAUCCAGAAUAUUUUCAGAUUUUGUUAUCAACAAAUGCGGAGAAAAGUACAGUAAAUGUAAAAUGCACAUAACAUCAAUAGUGUAAUGUUUGGAUUCAGUCUUGUGUCAGGUGAACUGUUGUGUCCUCACCUUUAGUCUAACAACUUCACCAUAGUCUCCAAACAGUUCCCUUUUAAUUGCUACCAUGGUUAUGCAUAUGCUUUUCAUAUAUUUCAAUUUAGCCCUAUCCAUAUAGGCCAAUUCCCACGAGUGUAAGGGGUUAAAUUCCUUUCACUGUUCCUCCACAGGAUCUAAGUGAGUUAAUUACAUGGUCUAUCAGUGCUGUUCCAGAUUGACCCUCUUACAUGAAACUCCAAAACCUGUUUAAAACAGACCUGUUCAGCACUGUGCACUCUCUUCAAUGGCCUUAAUUAAGAGAGCUCGUUACAAUUCUCAAAACGCUCAAUUAGUGCAGUUCCCUUUGAUGACCCUCUGUGAUUACACUUCUGUGAAAGACUAGUAGAGUUCAGGAAUGAUGAGUGCAAAUGAGAGAAGAGAGAGAGAGAAAAAGAAAGAAAGAUAGGAAGAAAGAAGAAAAAAACACAGCUGUAGUUGUGCAUGUACCAUCUAUACAAUCCUUUCAUGUUCACAGCCACGAUUAUAGCUCCAGACCAGCUAAAAAAGUUUCUCACUACCCUACUUACAUCUAUUGGACCCCACCAUUACAUCCAAUCUUUAGACUAUUAUAGAAAUCCUCACUGCAGUCAGUGUAUUCAUCUGUCUGUCAGGACCAGUCUCUGUGAAGCAGAUGGUACUCCUCUCAAUCAUUGCAAUGUUACACUAAUUGAAGGCCUCCACAUGCAGUCCUGUAGAUAAAUGCCCAACAAAAAUGCUAUCAUCACAAAGGCACUGGAUCAAUGGGAGAUAGUAGAUCAAUCUGCCUGCAUUAUUAGACAGACAGACUGGGGGAUUAACUAAAUCACCAUCAUCCAUCUGCAGGCGACGUAAUUUUGUCAUCAUCUGUCGUGAGAUUGCAUAUUUCAUCAUCACACGACCAAACGAUUAGCUUUCGCAACCGGGUCCCAAACUUAUCGAUGGUGCGUCUGUUUUCACAGUAAAUUAGCAUCAUUAGUCACCAUUACCCUUCUUUUCCUCGAGUCUCUCCGCGACAGGCGGACCCGUCCCAUUCGUUUCAGUUGUUUUUUAUUUACUUGUCAUCUUCUUGUGACUAGUUUGGAACCGGGGACUCAUUAACGAAUAAACUGAACUGACGUCAGGGACUGAUUGGCGGCUCCAAAUAAAAAACAGGCUCAGUGCGAUUGUGUGAAACCCCGUGGCAGUAUAAUUUCAUCUCCGACACCGCCUUGGUUAUUAAGAUGGACGUUUCCUGUCGUUUGUCAUGAUUUAUUCUAUUUAGGCACAGUUCACUAAUCGAGCCGUUCAUUUAUUUUCAAUCAGCAUUGCCUGUAAAAGUCAAAGUGAGUUAUAAACCACUACUAAAGAACGCCCACUUGAUUAGGCUGCGGUAAUGGCAGUAAUAUUGGUUCACAGGUGUCAUGUGUUUUACUAUAUGGUCAUAAAAUAUGACACGCAUUAGGGCAGUAAUGGCUCUAUUAUUAUAAAUGACAUUACAGUGCCUCGGCUGUCAGAGACUGUUGGUUUAGUCACAGUUAUCGUCAACUCCAGGGCGAUGGACUUCAAAAGGCGCGCAGAUGCUCGACAGAGGAAUAAACGGGCACAAAAGGAAUGAAACAUUCUCUUUGUUGCCUUUGAUGGCACUUUCUUCCAAGUCAGAAUGACAGUGUGAAAUUAAAAUAAACACAUUCUCACUUAGCACUGUGUGUGCAGAGUGCAGACCUUGAGAGUUCAACUGUGGGGCUGACUGACUGAAAGACUUUCAAGACUGUUUGUCAUGGGUAGAGUGUGGCAUUUUCUGGCACCUGUUUUUCUGAACCGAAAGUUCAUUCCGAAUCCGAUACCCAGGCUCAAUGGCUGAACUUCGGAUGAAAUUGAGUUUUAUCAGGUUAAAGAGAAAACAAAGGGAGAGAGAGUGUGAGAGAGAGAGAGAGGGAGAGAGAGAAAAGAGAGUGAGAGAUUGCAAGAAUGAAGUUCACCAAAUGGUGCAAUUAUUAUUUCAAAACUAUUAUUUCUCACCCCUCAGAGCACUCCCCACUCCCCAUUCCACCACAUAAUUUCAACGUGAAUAAUUGGGCAAUAUUUAGUUGAGACAUUUAUCAAUGAGAUUACAACCUAUCCCUAUACCCACUCAAAAAGACAGCCAAAAGUUAGUUACAUUUCCAACCAUAAAAGCACAACCAAAUUCCAAUGGAAAAACUAUGUCUGAUUUUUGGUUUAGUUGUCACCCAAAUGUCUAUCACUGCACUUUCAACCAUUGAAAAGCAAAGUUCAAAUGGGAAUACAAUGGCAGAUAUUUAUUUCAUUUAUACAACAGAUUCAUGUUUUAUCACUGUGCUUCAUCUAAUAGCAGAACCAAAUGGCCUGGGUCGCAGUUGAGAUUGCAUUAAAAGUACAUGGUGCACGUGAUCAAUGCCGUUCGAGAUUCUGCGCAGAUUAUUACAGCAAUUGUGAAGAUCUCCACAGACGUGCGAAAACCUAUGCAUGCUAUCUUGAACAUGCACACUUUAUAUGAUUGCAUAAUAAGAAAUUUAUAGUUACAGUAACCUCAAUGUGGCAAUGGAUGUGUUACUCAUUUUAAGGUUGAAUGUUACAUUAGUUUGUACGAUAGCCUUAACUUUAGGUUAUUUACUGUAUUAUAAAAGUAAUAUUGAAUUGUGUUUGGUUGACAUCACAACCAAAUAUCAAGAUUUAAAGGAGAUGUAUCUACUGCUUGGAUAGUUCCAUUUGAGCCACUGUCUUAAUCCCAUUCUUUAACUUUUAUUUGUGGUUUAGAUGGAGACAUGAAUCCAACAUAUAAUUUUGACACGUUAAUAGGCUAUUUAUUCUAUUUCAAAAGUGAUAUUGAAUUGUGUUUGGUUGUCAACGCAACCAAAUAUCAGCAUUUGAAGGAGAUUUAUCUUCUGCUUGGACUGUUCCGAGUGCCACUGACUUCCAGUUUGUCUACAAAUUAAUAAUUGAUAUGUUGGAUUCACAUCUCCAUCUCAACCAAAAAUCUACAGUGCCUUCAGAAAGUAUUCAUAUCCCUUGACUUAUUCCACAUUUUGUCGUGUUACAGCCUGAAUUCAAAAUGGAUUUAAAAAAAAUCUCACCCAUCUACACACCAUAUCCCAGAAUGACAAAGUGAAAGCAUGUUUUUUGUACCUUUAGUGGUAACACUGUACAAUACAUUGCAUUUAUAAAUAGUCUAUAAAGAGCUUAUAGUUAUGUUAUUAAUGGUUAUUUAAGCAUUUGUAAAUGCAUUAUAAACCAUUUAUAAACUGUUAUAACAUAUUGGUCAAAAUAGUGCGAUAGCUGGUCAGUGCUUGCCAAAUAGUGAGCCAAUAUUUACCUCUAGUUAUUAACCAUUUAUAAAUGCACUUACAAAUGCUUAUAAGAUUAACCCUAAUGUAUCAUCAUGCAACCUUAUUUUCAAUUAUUUCACAAUUGUUAUUUUCUCACUUUCGGAUGUAAUGUAUUCAGUGGCGAUUUUAGCAUGUAAAUCUUGGUGGGGCAAACAAAAACAAUUCGAUGCAUGCCAGCAAAGCCACUACACAACACAACACAACACUACACUAAACAAUACAUUAAUUGCACUAUAACGGUGACAAACGGUGCUCACAAACUGUUAGGGCCUACAUAAAGCUGUCCCAACAGCAGAACUUUAUUUUCAACACCAUUGAGUGAAUCCUUACCACCACUACACCCGGCUUUUAGCGGAUACUUGUCUGGGAGCAAAUCAGUUCAUUCAGCCUCAUUUACUGCCUUUUUAAAAAACAUAGCUGAUAUGGAUGACUUGCUUAAACAAAUGUGGUUUCUACUGACAAUUGAGAUGUACAAACUAUGGCAUAAGGGAACGACGAGCGGAUAAGAGGCAAUCCAUAAUUUUGAUUAAGACAUUAAUGAACGAGCUAGGAUGGACGUAGUCAAUAUAACUAUAUUUGUUCAUCACUUUUGAAUUGUAGACGUGACGCUUGGCAUUCAGGCCAAAUAGUUCAAUCUUGGUUUCAUUAGACCCAGAGAAUUUUGUUUCUCAUGGUCUGAGAGUGCCUUUUGGCAAACUCCAAGAAGGCUGUUAUGUCCACUCUACCAUAAUGGCCUGAUUGGUGGAGUGCUGCAGAGCUCUGUCAGAGUGACCAUCGGGUUCUUGGUCACAUCCCUGACCAAGGCCCUUCUCCCCUGAUUGCUCAGUUUGGCGGGCAGCCAGCUGAAGGAAGAGUGUGGUGGUUCCAAACUUCUUCCAUUUAAGACUGAUUGAGGCCACUGUGUUCUUGGGGACAUGCAAUGCUGCAGAAUGUUUUUACUACCCUUCACCAGAUCUGUGCCUCGACAUAAUCCUGUCUCGGCUCUCUACGGACAAUUCCUUCGACCUCAUGGCUUGGUUUUUGCUCUGACAUGCACUGUCAACUGUGGGAUCUUAUAUAGACAGGUGUGUGCCUUUGCAAAUCAUGUCCAAUCAAUUGAAUUUACCACAGGUGGACUCCAAUAAAGUUGUAGAAACAUCUCAAGGAUGAUCAAUGGAAACAGGACGUACCUGAGCUCAAUUUCGAGUCUCAUAGCAAAGGGUCUGAAUACUUAUUUAAAUAAGGUAUUUCUGUUUGUAAUUUUUUAUACAUUUGCAAAAAUUUCAAAAUAAUUGUUUUCACUUUUCCAUUAUGGGGUAUUGUAUGUAGAUUGCUGAGGAUUUUUUUUAUUUCAUCAAUUUUAGAAUAAGGCUGUAAUGUUUGGACACAUCUACUCAUUCAAAGGUUUUUCUUUAUUUUUCUACAUUUUCUACAUUGUAGAAUAAUAGUGAAGACAUCAGAACUAUGAAAUAACACAUAUGGAUUCAUGUAGUAACCAAACAAAUGUUAAACAAAUGAAAUUAUAUUUUAUAUUUGACAUUCUUCAAAUAGCCACCCUUUACCUUGAUGACUGCUUUGCACACCCUUGGCAUUCUCUCAACCAGCUUCACCUGGAAUGGUUUUCCAACAGUCUUGAAGGAGUUCCCACAUAUGCUGAGCACUUGUUGGCUGCUUUUCCUUCACUCUGCCAUCCAACUCAUCCCAGACCAUCUCAAUUAGGUUGAGGUCAGGGGAUUGUGGAGGCCAGGUCAUCUGAUGCAGCACUCCAUCACUCUCUUUCUUGGUAAAAUAGCCCUUACACAGCUUGGAGGUGUGUUGGGUCAUUGUCCAAAUGAUAGUCCUACUAAGCCCAAACCAGAUGGGAUGGCAUAUCGCUGCAGAAUGCUGUGGUAGCCAUGCUGGUUAAGUGUGCCUUGAAUUCUAAAUAAAUCACAGACAGUGUCACCAGCAAAGCACCCCCACACCAUAUCACCUCCUCCUCCAUGCUAUACGGUGGGAACUACAUAUGCGGAGAUCAUCCAUUCAUCCACACCACGUCUCACAAAGACACAGCGGUUUGAACAAAAAAUCUCCAAUUUGGACUCCAGACACAAGGACAAAUUUCCACCGGUCUAAUGUCCAUUGCUCGUGUUUCUUGGCCCAAGCAGGUCUCUUCUUCUUAUUGGUGUCCUUUAGUAGUGGUUUCUUUGCAGCAAUUUGAUCAUGAAGGCCUGAUUCACACAGUUCCCUCUGAACAGUUGAUGUUAAGAUGUGUCUGUUGCUUGAACUCUGUGAAUAAUUUUUUGGGACUCCAAUUUCUGAGGCUGGUAACUCUAAUUAACUUAUCCUCUGCAGCAGAGGUAACUCUGGGUCUUCCAUUCCUGUGGCGGUCCUCAUGAGAGCCAGUUUCAUCAUAGCGCUUGAUAGUUUUUGCGACUCCACUUGAAGAAACUCAAAGUUCUUGAAAUGUUCAGUGUUGACUCACCUUCAUGUCUUAAUGUAUUGAUUGACUGACGUUUCUCUUUGCUUACUACCUCAGGAAGCUGGUUGAGAGAAUGCUAAGAGUGUGCAAAGCUGUCAUCAAGGCAAAGGGUGGCUAUUUGAAGAAUCUCAAAUAUAAAAUAUAUUUUGAUUUAUUUAACACUUUUUUGGUUGAUUCCAUAAGUGUUAUUUCAUAGUUAUUACGUCUUCAAUAUUAUUCUACAAUGUAAAAAAUAGAAAAAAUAAAGAAAAACCCUUGAAGGAGUAGGUGUGUCCAAACUUUUGAAUGGUACUGUAUAUAACACAGGGCUGAAACCCAAACGAAAGAGCGAGGUUUAAACCUCUAAAUACAGUGAGGGAAAAAAGUAUUUGAUCCCCUGCUGAUUUUGUACGUUUGCCCACUGACAAAGAAAUGAUCAGUCUAUAAUAUUAAUGGUAGGUUUAUUUGAACAGUGAGAGACAGAAUAACAACAAAAAAAUCCAGAAAAAUGCAUGUCAAAAAUGUUAUAAAUUGAUUUGCAUUUUAAUGAGGGAAAUAAGUAUUUGACCCAUUCUCAAUCAGAAAGAUUUCUGGCUCCCAGGUGUCUUUUAUACAGGUAACGAGCUGAGAUUAGGAGCACACUCUUAAAAUUAUAGAGUGAUCAUUUCUUUGUCAGCGGGCAAACAUACAAAAUCAGCUGGGGAUCAAAUACUUUUUUCCCUCACUGUAUAUACAUGGGACGAGACCCGUAAUAACAAGAAGACAAUACACAGUACUCACGAGACCAACGGACAUGGGACGAUAAUCGACAAGGACAAUGGGGAACAGAGAGCCCAUAUAUAUACACAUACACAUACUAAUCAGGGGGAAUGGGAACCAGGUGUGCGUAAUGAGACAAGACAGUCCGGGGUUGGUGGUAAUGAUCCAUGUCAGGGACGCCUAGAAGGCCAUUGACGUAGACCUCCGGAACUGGUGAACGGAAUGAGCAGCAAUACCGGGGGGACCCAUGAGGACGAUACCCGGAGGUGAGACUAUCAGACAGUUGAUGGUACGGCCUAUCCUAGGAUGACCCGACACCGGCAGCGUGUGCUCCCAGGCGUAUAUUUCAGCGGAAUAUAAUUUAACCAAUAAUCACUGUUACAACGUGUUACACUGCCCUUUCCCCCCUGGACAAAAUUAACAUCUAUGUGAGAAUGCUGUUCAUUGACUACAGCUCAGCGUUCAACACCAUAGUGCCCACAAAGCUCAUCACUAAGCUAAGGACCCUGGGACUAAACACCUCCCUCUGCAACUGGAAUCUGGACUUCCUGACGGGCCGCCCCCAGGUGGUAAGGGUAGGUAACAACACAUCUGCCACGCUGAUCCUGAACACUGGGGCCCUUCAGGGGUGCGUGCUUAGUCCCCUCCUGUACUCCCUGUUCACCCACGACUGCGUGGCCAAGCACGACUCCAACACCAUCAUCAAGGUUGCUGACGACACAACAGUGGUAGGCCUGAUCACCGACAACAAUGAGACAACCUAUAUGGAGGAGGUCAGAGACCUGGCAGUGUGGUGCCAGGACAACAACCUCUCCUUCAAUGUGAGCAAGACAAAGGAGCUGAUCGUGGACUAUAGGAAAAGGAGUGCCGAACAGGCCCCCAUUAACAUCGACGGGGCUGAAGUGGAGCGGGUCGAGAGUUUCAAGUUCCUUAGUGUCCACAUCACCAACAAACUAUCAUGGUCCAAACACACGAAGACAGUUGUGAAGAGGGCACGACAACACCUUUUCCCCCUCAGGAGACUGAAAAGAUUUGGCAUGGGUCCCCAGAUCCUCAAAAAGUUACACAGUUGCACCAUCGAGAACAUCCUGACCAGUUGCAUCACCGCAUGUUAUUGGCAACUGCUCGGCAUCUGACCGUAAGGUGCUACAAAGGGUAGUGCGUACGGGCAGUACAUCACUGGGGCCAAGCUUCCUGACAUCCAGGAUCUAUACACUAGGCGGUAUCAGAGGAAAGCCCCAAAAAUGGUCAUAGAAUCCAGUCACCCAAGUCAUAGACUGUUGUCUCUGCUACUGCAAGGCAAGCAGUACCGGAGCGCCAAGUCUAGGACCAAAAGGCUCCUUAACAGCUUCUACCCCCAAGCCAUAAGACUGAUGAACAAUUAAUCAAAUAGCCACCCGGACUAUUUACAUUGACCCCCCCCCUCCCCCCUUUGUUUUGACACUGCUGCAACUCGCUGUUUAUUAUCUAUGCAUAGUCACUUUACAUAUUACCUCGACUAACCUGUACAUUGACAUUGACUCGGUACCGGUACCCCUGUAUAUAGCCUCGUUAUUGUUAUGUAAUUUUCUUGUGUUACUUUUUGAUUUGGUUAGAUUUUUUACUUUAGUUUAUUUAGUAAAUAUUUUCUUAACUCUAUUUCUUGAACUGCAUUGUUGGUUAAGGGUUUGUAAGUAAGCAUUUCACGGUAAGGUCUACCUACACCUGUUGUAUUUGGCGCAUGUGACAAAUACAAUUUUAUUUGAUUUACAACUGUUUAGAAUACAGUCAUUACUUAGUCAAGUGCAAGUGUGUGCAUUAUAGUAAACUAAGUGGCAGGUUUGUUUCCACGUUUCCAAAAGUAGUGUUGAGAUGUCAAUGCCCCAGGCCAUCGGUUGUGUAGAUCCAGCUACAUGACUCAAAAGAUGGGCACUGUCUAAUCUUUUCCAUUCAUCUGGAGUUGAGACAUAUAGUUGGAUCUACACAACCAAUGUCGUGGGACACUGAUCCAUCUUGACACAACUUUUGAGGUCUGAGCAGUGUUUUGUCCCUUGAAGUUCACAUUCAGGCCUGUAAUGAAACCUCAUUAAGUUUAGACCGAUCUUUUUCAGCAAAACCAAAGGAAGAAGUUGUGGACAUUGGUGAUAGCAGAAGUGGUAUGGAGAAGACCUCAUCUAAUACAUCUUCCUCCUCGUCUUCCUCCAUUUCUUCCUCCUCCUCAUCUUCAAGCAAUCGGAAGCGCAAACACACCAAAGUUCACAAGAGGGCCACGAAGCCGAAGAAAGAUACAAAAAAGUGCACAUCAGCAAGGCAGCACAGUAAGUUACAUUAAGCCCCUAUUCACUACACACUACACACUACACAACAGGAAUCAAUAAUUCAUGUGAGAUAUAGAGAUGCUUAGAUUCCACCGAAGCAGACCGGCAAAAUAUGUGAAUGCGUAAUACAUACUUUAUUAAUCCAUACAAGACAGAAAUUGGUAUUCUGCUGUACCCAACCCUGCCGGCAUCUAACUAGACUAUAUUUAAACUGACUAGACAACUAACUUGACUACAGUGUACAUAUCAACUAAACUGGACUUCUAACACUCACUAACCACAUCACUAUAAUUAUCACUAUAUUUCUAAACUGGGUGUUAAAAAAUGUUUAUGGUGUUUUUCUAAUGUAAUUGUAUUUAUUCUACAGCCAGUGGUGCAAGUGGAGCGCUGCAUCGGUAUCUGUCCAUCUUGAAGACAUUUCAGAAGGUCCAGGUUAUGUCUCGGGCCUUCGAGAAACACCAUGUCAACAGAAACACAGUGGUGUCGACUGCUGCCAUUGGGGAGAUUGCCGUGGCAGCCACAGAGGUUUAUCAUGAACUGCUGUCUUGGCCUUUGCAAAGCGCUGCAUGGUGGCCAUUCAGGGCGAUCUCAAGACAAAGAUUGAGGGUAUGAAGACAGACGGGAAGCUCCUCCCUAUUGGGGGGAGCAAGGCUCAUACACACUGA
Coregonus sp. 'balchen' is the source of this 30287-nucleotide messenger RNA. The record is from the annotation of a GenBank genome assembly. Lineage: Eukaryota; Metazoa; Chordata; Actinopteri; Salmoniformes; Salmonidae.